AUGACCUCACUUCCCAUCAACGAACAACAACCCUCAGAGGAGUCAUCAUCAGCAACCGAAACCAGCAUGAAAGAUCAGCAACAAGACCAAGCUCUAUCAAAUAACAAACAACUCUCGAUAGAUCUCUCAGCGUCUUUGCAAGAAACAUCUACGCCUCAAAUCCUUCCUGAACCCUCAAAGUCUCCAAAAAUAUUUCCGAUACAUAAAUCAAUGGACGAGCCGAUUGUACAAACUGACGAGUUUUCAAACAAAUUCGAACAACAUGAGCAAACCAUCAAGGUUGAGAGCGAAAGACAUGGAGAGAUUACGCAAAUUUCAAGGAAGGACCCCGAGUUAUCUCUUCCAGAGGUUAAUACGCAACAAGCAUAUCUCGAGGAACAUGAAGCUUUGAAGCAAGAAGCUGCAUCAAGCACCUUAUCGCAGAAAAUACACUCUGAAGAGUUUGUAUCCGUUGAACAGCCUUGUCCAAAUGGCAUGAGUGAUAACGUUGCUUCGAAUAUUGUUGAGGUUCCUGUUUCCUCAGAAAAUGCAGAACCUCCUCAAUCAAUACUGGAAGAAAGUGUCACAGAAUCAACAGCAACCCCAAUAGAGAAGGAUAUAGAGGGUACACCCUCCGAGCAAGAGCACGACGCUGAAGUAAUUUCCACAAUUCCGAAGCGAAGUAGUGAAACAUCUGACGGCAUACAAGAAGAAAAUCCAGUUCCAGAAAAUGUUCAAGAAGAGAUUCCACAGUCAGCACUUAAGGUGGAAAGAGAAGAACAGAAAGUGCAAGAAGAAGACAGUGUAAAAUUGUCAAUGGACCAGCAAGUGCACACCACAGAACAGCCAGUGGUAGCAGAGAAUGUAACCUCACCAACAAAACACGAAAAGAAAAAGAAAGACCUAGAGAAUCCAUCGCCUAAGAUGACAGAAGCAGACGCUGUUGUUCGCGACCCUCAGCGCCCUACGGUAGAAAAAACGAAAAAGAAGAAGAAGAAACCCUCAGAAAGAAAAAACGAAGAAAGCAAGCCCGUUCCUAAUGGUCCAACUGAGCCAUUACGAGAUUUCUUGCAAGAAAAACUAGAAGAACAACGACGAUUACGACAAUCCAAGGAAGCACUUCAGCGAAAAUUGACCUUCGUAGGAGAAAAACCUUUGUAUCUGAAAAAGGAGGAAGAGUUUCAAGAGAAAAUGGAGCAAGAAAAGAAAAAAGAGAAGGAACUAUUGAAAGAACUGAAAAAGUUCUAUCUACCGAAUCAAGAAACCCAUAAGGAAAUCAAGCAAUUCGCUCAUAAUUAUGUUGAAAAGCUUCAAAUGCUAACCAAGGAAAAGGAGCGUGAAAGACAGAGAGACCUUGAAGAGAGAAACGGAAAACAUCAGUCAUUUGCGUACAACAAACUUUAUUUUACAGCUUUGGAGGAAGAAAAGGAGAGGAAGAUUCAAGAAGAGCGUGAGAGAGAAAGAAAGAAACAACUCAUUGAACAACAACGAGAUUACGCAGAAAAGCUUAGAAAGGUCAAAAUCAAAAUUGAUGAGAAAAAGCGAAAUGAAAUUGAGCAGCGAAUUCUGUUAAGCAAGAAAAAAGUGCCAAAUAAUGUAGUCGCCAGCCCAACCAAAGUGCCUUCAAAGGAAGAUCCAAGCAAUGAGGUAGACAAAGGUCGAGACUCCCCUCAUACAGUUCCAAAAAAGAAGAAACGAUCAAAACUUCCAUCCAUUGAGAAAAAGAAUACUAAAGCUUCUUCGAGCGAGAAUCUACACCGAGAUCCCAAAAACCUAGGAAAUGAAUACCUUAGAGAAUGUAAAAAGAAAGCGAAAAAGAACGGAAAGAAGGCAAACGACAGAAAAAAGGAAGAAGAAAUAGAGGAAUUAAAACGAAAAAUUGAAAAGAUGGAGAGGAAAGCUGAACAAGUACUGUACAAGGACUCGAUUGACGAUGAUGAAUCAGGAGCUAUCACAGACGCGUUGCGAUCCAAACUCGAAUUGUAUCAAAAAUUUGUAAAUCAGAAUUAA
Molecule: messenger RNA, 1989 nt
Organism: Naegleria lovaniensis
Lineage: Eukaryota; Heterolobosea; Eutetramitea; Acrasida; Naegleriidae
Exons: 1
Coding region: 1-1989 (662 amino acids)
Source: RefSeq, a predicted model, not a curated record